This is a messenger RNA of Trichomonas vaginalis G3, 330 nucleotides long. Its product is annotated as protein of unknown function, DUF4106 family. The transcript has a single exon. Bases 1 to 330 code for a protein of 109 amino acids. The record is from RefSeq and is a predicted model, not a curated record. NCBI's taxonomy places the organism in Eukaryota, Parabasalia, Trichomonadida, Trichomonadidae.
AUGUUCCUUGACAAAAUAAAACCAACUACAGAAAUAAACGACGCAAGACUGAAAGAUUGGGUAAAAGCUUUCCCAUUCACAAAAGAUAUAGUUGGUAACAUGGAAAGAAAACCAGAAUGGUUACAAAAACAUAUAUUUGGAAACGAGCUUAUUCCAUAUGGACAGGCACUGUUUGAAGAGCUUGAACCGGAAACUCAGGAAAGAGUCAUGCAAACAAUACGCGACGACUCAAAUACAGACUAUGACAAACUCUUUCUAGGAUAUAGGUUACCUGAGAUGGGCGACCAGAGCCCAAAGGCAAAAAGGACAUGGGAAAUUUACACAUACUAG